AUGAAGAGGCUGCAGAAAGAGAUAAGGGAUUCUUUAGAGAGUGCGGCUGCUACACUUCUUCAGAGUGACAAAGAACACAAUCCGACCCAAGAUGCAUGGCUUAACAAGAUACACCACUGGCUAUCGGCGCCAGACCCCUCUACAAACUACCAGAAAGCGCUCAAGCAGCGACAGCAUAACACGGGCCUCUGGUUCCUGGAGGGCGAACGGUAUGCGAGAUGGAAGACAGACACUGCGUCGUCUCUGUGGCUGUACGGCAUCCCGGGCUGCGGCAAGACGAUCCUGAGCUCGACCAUCCUACAGGACCUUCUCCAGCACCGCGACAGUAAUCCUAGACAUGCAGUUGCAUACUUCUAUUUCGACUUCAACGACGUGCAGAAGCAGGACGCCGAGCCAAUGCUGCGCUCACUAAUCUGCCAACUCUCGCGUCAGGCUAUUGACGUCCCUGCAAGUCUUGACGCCCUCUUCUCCUCCUGUGAGGACGGAAAACGACAACCGUCGCUCGAUGCACUCCUACAGGUAGCGUGCCGAACGAUGCAGCAGUUGCCACAAGUCUACGUCAUGCUUGACGCAUUAGACGAGUGCGCCCAGCGUACCGAGCUGAUGGAAAUGCUCGAGACCAUCACUGGCUGGCAGUUCCGAAACAUGCAUCUGAUCGUGACAAGCCGGCAAGAGCGAGAUAUCGAGAGCUCACUCGAAGGUUUUGUGGAUGUACGGAACAGUAUCUGUCUCCAAAGCGACAUAGUCGACAAAGACAUACAGCAGUACGUUCGGCAGAGGCUUUCUGACGACAAGGGCUUGAGCAAGUGGGGCAAAGACGUCUUCCUCCGGCAAGAGAUCGAGACGGCUCUGAUGGAAGGUUCCAAGGGAAUGUUCCGAUGGGCCGUGUGCCAGCUGGACACGCUGGGCAAGUGUCGCAACCGAGCAGACCUGCGCAAAGCACUGGCAACACUACCGCCGACACUGGACAAGACGUACGACCGGAUCCUAUGUGCCAUUGCUGCAGAAGAUGCCGUGUACGCCGUCCGCGUGCUGCUAUGGCUGGCAUUCUCAGAGCGACCGCUCACGGUAGACGAAGUCGCAGAGGUGGUCGCUAUCGACGUGGCACGCGAUCCUGCAUUCAAUCGAGAUGAGGUGCUCGAAGACCCUCUGGAGGCCCUAGACAUCUGCUCUAGUCUUGUUACCAUCGCAACAGACAACGGUAACGGAAGGCUGCAGUCAACCAUGCAAGUCGUUGUGCUUGCACACUACUCCGUCAAGGAGUACCUCGUCUCCGACAGGAUCCAGCGAGGCCAGGCAGCGCGAUACAGCAUGCAACCUGCGGCGUGCCACAGUACGAUAGCUAGAGCGUGUCUGGGAUACCUUGGUCAGUUCCAGAAGUCCGAACCCAUGAUGGAGGAUACGUUGGGCGAAUGCAAACUAGCACGGUACUCGGCGGAGUUCUGGUUGAGCCACGCACAGAAAGCAGGGGAUCGAGCAGCGGAAACGAGCCAGGCUGCACUUCAUCUGCUGUCAAGGGACAAUGCUGCGUACUUGAACUGGAUUCGAAUACAUGAUCCGGAGAGACCCUGGAGCGAGCCCGAUCUGGGAAGAAGAUUAGAGGAAACGCCAGCUCCGUUGUACUAUGCAGCACUCUUUGGUUUACAAGAAGUGGUAAGCCUGCUGAUUGAUGAGAGCGCCGACGUCGACGUGCAGGGUGGACACUACGGCAACGCACUCCAAGCGGCUUCAUGGGAAGGUCACGAAGCGGUGGUGAGGUUGCUGCUCGAUAAGGAUGCCGACGCCAACGCGCAGGGUGGAGUCUACGGGAACGCACUCCAGGCUGCUUCAGCUAAAGGACACGAGCAGAUUGCGAAGUUACUACUUGGUGCUCAUGCUGCGGUCAACGCCCAGGGUGGACACUACAGCAACGCACUGCAUGCCGCUCUUGUAGGCACACAUGAAACCACAGUCAGAAUGUUGCUUGAAAGAGGUGCCAAUGUUGGUCUGGACUUACGGUUGAAAGGCGCCAUGCAUCAUGCUCUGAACAAUGGAAGUUGCAUGCCUUCGCUGGUCCGUGUGCUGCAGCAAUAUGGCGCUCCAUUAGACACAAUCGACGUUGAUAACAUGACUCCGUUGCAUUAUUGCGUAAAAUUCGGAUACAAGACCAUGGCGAGGCAACUCAUCGAUGCAGGAGUACCGAUUGACUCAAGAGUUCAUCGACAGGCAUGGCCUAGCGAAGUCAGCAAAUCAAUCUCUGGUAAAGAGGAAUCUAUGCUUCCAGCUUCAGGAUCAGUCGCAAACGGUCUGACUCCUCUACACUUCGCAGCUUUGACUGGCAAUCUUACGAUGACUAAGUUCCUUCUUGAGCAUGGUGCCGACCCCAAUGCUCUUUCUGACUAUGGCGAAACUCCUUUACAUCUUACGCUACGCACCACGCUUUUUGGAACGAGAUAUCAAGAUGAUUGGACGGAUUCGUAUCUCAGGGCAGAAAGUCUACAGGAUUUCUUGGACUUCGAAGAAGACGAUGUUGAUGCCGUCCUUGCGGAGAUCUCUCUCAAGCGUGAAGGGGUGCUCGAUGCACUGCUUUCAGAUCCUAGGAUUUCUCUUACAGUAACGGAUUGCAAAGGCGAAAGUCCUCUGCACUGCAUCCAAUACGGGAAACCGGAAACUGCGACCUUGGUCCAAAACUUAGUCUUGAGAGGAGCGGAUCCGUUCAAUCGCAACUUAAGUCAACAGAGCCCGUUGCAUUUUGCCAGUAAAGCUGGUGAUCAUGUAUCAGUUAGAACCCUGCUCCUUUUGGGUGCGAAAGUGGCAUUGACGGAUGAGCACGGCCUCAAUGCACUCCAUUACGCAGCUCAAAGUGGAAAUCACGAGACCAUAAUCGCUAUUCUGGAGACAGAAGAGGCGAGGGAAGUCAACCUUGUAGCGUUGAAGGACAAGUGUGGACAGAACGUGCUCCACCAUAUGUUAUCCACAGACUCCAUAAAGUACGUAGAGACGGUACGGUCGCUACUUGAUCAGGGGGCGGACGGUUCAGAGCUUGAUAAUUCUGGGAUUUCCCCUCUAGCAAGAUUCAUCAAAAGCUCCAUGUUGCGAAUCGAUUUCGAGAUCUGCAGGUCGCUCCUUGAGAUCAAGGGUAAUGUGUCGUUUGUCGACUGUGACGGGCAAACCCUUGGACAUCUGUGCGCCAGGACGUUCGACUUUGGGGUUCAUAUACUGAAACUUCUUGUUGAGCACGGUAUCGAUCUAGUCAAGAGGGACUAUGAUGGAAGAACGGUGCUACACCGUGCCGCCAUAUGCGGCUCCCUUACUGAACAAUCGCUGCAGUUUCUAGUUAACGUCAUCGGCAUUCAGGCAGACGAAGAAGACACAUUUGGUCGAACUGCUUUGCAAUACGUUACUGAGCUAGCUGCAGAAGAUCGCAGCCUCAACACCUGGGACUCCAAACGUUAG
Messenger RNA from Alternaria atra, 3435 nucleotides. RefSeq lists its product as uncharacterized. Lineage: Eukaryota; Fungi; Ascomycota; Dothideomycetes; Pleosporales; Pleosporaceae. The record is from RefSeq and is a predicted model, not a curated record. The transcript is spliced from 2 exons. Gene Ontology annotation, molecular function: protein binding. Bases 1 to 3435 code for a protein of 1144 amino acids.